AUGGACGCCACGAGCCUGCUCCUCAACAUCCUCUCCGUCGCGAGGGGCAUCCACACCUGGCUGGACCAGCUCCAAGCGAAGAAAGACAAGACCCGACAGCUCCAUUGGCGUGUUAAAACCCUCAUCGACACUCUCUUCCCCCUCCUCGAAUUCCACCACGCCAAUAUCCAUCAAGUUCACCAUAGUACCCACUCUGGCCAGGGAUUCGAACGAAAGGGCCAAGAACUCCGAGUCUCCAACGCCGACUCGGGAUUUUCGUUUUACGGUGCAGACUCGGACAACUUGAACCUGAAGAAGUCGCCAUCUUCUUCUCCAAAGUCUCCACCACAGCCUUCACCACCUCUUUCACCUUCCAACCUCACCAACAACGAACUAACAGACCUCUUCCUCGAACUCGCCCAAAUCCUCAGCGGAAUCCGGACGCACCUCUCCGCCUACCGGGCGAGCUCCAAGCUCAAACUCACGACCCUCAUGGACUUUGUCAACCCCGCAGUCCUGAUUGGGAGGUUGGAAGACGACGAGAAGAGGUUGUCGAGGUGGAUCGAGCUGUUUACGCUCAAAUUGCAUGUUAUGAAUAGUAUUGGUGGGAGUCAGAUGAGCCCUUCGUCACCGAAUAACUCUGGUCGGACCUCUUGGUUGCAUUGUGGAACUACGAAAUACGACAAGAACUCGGAUUCGGACUCGGAUUCGGACGUGACUCUAUUCGGGGGAGAGAGGACUACCAUUGCCACUGGACGAGGUGGUAAACCCCGCCAAACAUCAACGAAUUCCACGACAAAACUCGAUUCAUCCGAAUCCGACGUGGACAUGUUCUGGGAUAUAUGCGUAGGCCAAGACUUCCUCGUGACAAGCCCCGCAGAGUUCCUCACCGGUCUACGCUGCUGGAUCCGACGCGACCUCGACGAAUUUACGUGCGCCGCCCUGCUCAUGGCGCUAGACCCAGACGGUCUUGGGCCAAUCACUCGGAAGAGCGUUCUCGCGGAGGUAAGACAUUUAUCCUUGAAGGACUACGUCCUGCAGAGCAAGUGUCCAGACCCAAUACGGACGUCAUCUCCAAUCCCAUUCGACAACGACUCCGACGACACGGCUACGCUCGCAGACGACAACUCGGACGCCGAGACCGUGGUCGAAGGAAUGGAUCCAGACGACUUCGCCGAAGACACCAUCCUCCAACCAACCCUCGUGUGGAUCGACGACAGAAUGUCGAACAACCAACAAGAAAUCUCGUACGCCGAAUCACUGGGUAUACAAGUCAUCACUCUCCCCUCCUCCUCCGUUGCGCGGUUCUGGAUCGAGCAGAACGAACCAUCCCUCCGAAAACUCGACUCCACCAACAACCUCAGCUUCAUCACCGACAACGCACGCUGGGAAGGCCCAGCCCCUUCCGCUUCCCAUUCCCCCGACCACCUCUUCCUCAACCUAUCAGCCGGCGAAUCCAUUCUACGCUUCGCCCGUGCCAAACGCUUGCGCUGUCCAGUCCUGGUCUACUGCGGCGCAAGCAUCGUCGUCACAGACUACGUCAAGCUGUACAACCGCGCGGCGUCAACCCAGAGCUCGGAUGUUUGUAAGAGGUUUAUUGAGUCGCUUGGACUCGGAUGCAAGGGUCGGGUGGAAGGACGGCGUGGUGAUGGUCGUGGUGAACUGGAUUGGACGCAGUUUGCUGCGAGAAGGGGACAGGGAAUCGGGAUUUCCGUAAAGUAG
Coprinopsis cinerea okayama7#130 is the source of this 1701-nucleotide messenger RNA. RefSeq lists its product as hypothetical. The transcript is spliced from 4 exons. Lineage: Eukaryota; Fungi; Basidiomycota; Agaricomycetes; Agaricales; Psathyrellaceae. The record is from RefSeq and is a predicted model, not a curated record. Bases 1 to 1701 code for a protein of 566 amino acids.